Messenger RNA from Ruditapes philippinarum (Manila clam), 1898 nucleotides. Its product is annotated as aquaporin AQPAe.a-like. Gene Ontology annotation, cellular component: plasma membrane. The transcript has 6 exons. Gene Ontology annotation, molecular function: water channel activity. Lineage: Eukaryota; Metazoa; Mollusca; Bivalvia; Venerida; Veneridae. Gene Ontology annotation, biological process: transmembrane transport. The coding region runs from base 277 to 1203 and encodes 308 amino acids. The record is from RefSeq and is a predicted model, not a curated record.
CAGUACUCACAAUUACAUCCGAUAUACUGAUAUCAGAGUGAUGGUAGUUGAAGUGCAUUGUCAAUACUAUUUUAUAGCGCGUAGUAAUAUAAAGUACUGUAAACUCUUUGAUUCUGGUCCCAUAAAUUCAUUAUUUGAUAUUGGUAUCAAAUAAGAGGCACAGUAUAACAAGAGUGGCGUUUCUUUUUGGUUGCAAAGUAAGAAAAUCUUUCGAAAAUGUAAUACAAUGGAUAGCAAAUAAUUGAUUUGAUUUAUUUUGUUACAAUACGAAAAGAAAUGGAAGGAUAUUUUAUUCACAUUGCAAAUUAUAUAGAGAGGUUAAGGAGUAGUCAUAGUAAGACUGAAUUACCUCGAAGCUUUAGUGGUAAAAUUAUAAAAGAACUAAAAUCAUGGGAGUUAUGGAGAUCUGUACUGGCAGAGUUUAUUGCCACAUUGUUGUUUGUAUUUAUUGGGACAAUGUCGACGCUACCGAUUGUUCCAGUAGUCGAUGACUGGGCCAAAAUUAUCAGGAUUGCGUUCACUUUUGGACUCAUGAUAGCUGUAUGUAUCCAAAUGUUUGGUCACGUGUCAGGCGGUCACAUGAAUCCGGCAGUUUCAUUGGCUAUGGCGGUUGCAAUGGAGAUUACACCUACACGUGCAAUUUUGUACACAAUAGCACAAUGCUCGGGCGGCACAUUGGGAUCACUUCUCUUAAAAGGGGUGACACCAACUGCAUUACAUGGAAACCUUGGUAUAACAUCACUGAACAAUGAAAUCUCAGAAGGUCAAGGACUCGUGUGUGAGAUAGUUUUCACAUUCAUCCUGGUUAUGUCCAUAUUUGGAACAACUGAUCCGAAUAGAGCACUGUUUGGAAGUCCUGCUCUUGGUAUAGGCUUCACUGUCGCAGUUGUUCAUCUGGCAGCAAUUCCAUUCACAGGAGCGAGCAUGAAUCCAGCGCGUUCAUUGGCGUCGUCUGCAGUUUCAACUGGUGACAACACAUUCGAUAACCAUUGGGUAUAUUGGGUCGGACCAAUCCUCGGAGGAGCAAUAGCAGCUAUUGUAUACAAAUAUCUAUUUAGCCCAUAUAGAGGGAAAAUGACUGUUGCUGAGGCUUCGACCAAAAUGAUGGAAUCAAGUGACAUGAUCGUUAUUCCAAGGUCGUACUUUAAAGGUCAUCAAAGUUCAGGGAAUGAAGAGAAAAUGCACCAAUCCCAUCAUUUGUAAAGCAGCAGCAAUCGGCAAUCACUUAUGGACAAUACUAUUGCUAUGGUGGUGAAAACUUUAAAGAGAAACAUCAUAAAUUUCUCGCCAAAUAUUCUAUGCAAUUUAUCACUAAAUAGCUUUAUUAGUGUUUUGGGUUGGUUUUUUGGGGUGUUUUAAUAAGCAGCAGAGGGAUGUCGAUAAUAGAAUUGUUCAUCUUUUUAGUAUGUUAAACAGAUAUGUGAAAUAAUGAUGUGAUUUGAUUACACUUAUUCAUAACACACGAUUGUUUUGAUAAAAAAUAUAUAAACAUGAUUAUACAUGUAAUAAUGUGUGAAUUUCGAUAAGUUAUAUGGCGCGCUUUUCAAAAUUAAUGAACCCCAUCAUUACAAACUUUGUCAUUUUUUUGACAUUGGAAUGUGUGAUUUUUAGUACAAAUAUCAUGCAUUAAAAGUACUAUUAUCACGUAUUUAAAGUACUUAGUCCGAACCUGUGGAAAGACGGGCUUAAUUUGAUUAAAAUUGAAAUGUUUCAUUCCAAUAGAAAUUAGUUUUCAUUCCUUUAAAAAAAAUUAUCAAUUUAUAUCGAUUUAAAUUUUCAAAAAUUCAAUUGUAAUAGAAUCAUUUUCAUCACAAUUAUGUAGCCAAAUAUUCAUGUGUUCAUGUGUGUCACAUGUAUUCACAUGUAUCGUUGUAAUAUGAAAUAAAUUUGUAUUAAAU